This is a messenger RNA of Xyrichtys novacula (pearly razorfish), 10898 nucleotides long. Lineage: Eukaryota; Metazoa; Chordata; Actinopteri; Labriformes; Labridae. The record is from the annotation of a GenBank genome assembly.
AGUUAAAGCGGCCGUUACUGUGGCCAACACCUCCCCGCCACACUAAUGUGAACGUAAACACGACAAACAACACGGAGCACAGGUUUUAUGCUAUCUUCACUUACCCUACCUAAAAAGCUAGACUUAAACUAAAAAGAUUACAUUUACCACAACUUACUAAUAUCAGUUAGCAUGUCGCUUAGCAAAGAAUGUUAAGUUGCUUAAGUCCGGAGCAACAUUUUCAGCAUUUACAUCCGCUACACAACCAAUACCUCAGAAAGCAUUAAGGAAUACACAAUAUCUCAUAUCAGGUUGAUAGUUCAUCCACGUAAUCUUAAUUCUUUCCACUUCAGAGCCAAACAUUAGCUAUGACGUGAUGUUGUUUUGGGUCCGAUAUGCAGUAUCUCUGCGGCAAACACUCGCCUUACCUUUCUACGGGGCAUUUUCACUGCUUUUCGUGUCUCCACUGGGGUAAUUCUGCUCAGAAAUAAAUCCCCCUUUUUUUUACAUGAACAACAAUGACCAAAAAUCACCAGCUCCUGGUAUGAGCUAUGUCAGCUGAAAAAAAGCGCAUCGAUAUCUCUACACUUCCCUGUCAACACGGCGCAUGCGCAGUGUUCUGGUGGGGUCCGUUGACAAAAUACAUCCGUGAGGAAAAUGCAGUCGCAGUAGUGAUGGGCACGGCAGUUCUUUUAGAUGUACUGAAUCAGUAGAAUCAGUUCACUCUAAAGAUUCGUUGAAAAGAUUCGUUCACCAAAUAACUGAAUCAUUUAGUGGGAGAAGGCUGCGACUCCGACCUACUGAGCUGAUACACUGAUAAACGUUUCAGAAUUCAGUUCAAUUCAUAAGUUCUGGGACCAGGAGACAAGAGUGUUUGGCUGUGUUGCUUUGAUAAACAGGUUUGUAAAAAUGAACUUGUUUAUAAGUCAUGAUGGUUUAAGUGUACUGUCCUAUGGUAUGCUAUUUACCAGGUCUGCUCGGUAAAUUGGGCUCACUGAGUGAUUCUGUCACUGAACAUUUAGAAGACUUCAAACUGAACAUGCUCCGUUCCCUGCUGCAAUGAUAGGAUGCUGCUGGUUUAAUGCCCUACUUGUUACAUGCUGUGUCCUAUUGUACGCAAGUCAUUGUGGUGGCAAUUUAGAAGUGAGAAAAAUAAAAAGGUAGUUUUGUCUGACAAAAAUGAUUCUAGAGAGUGUAGUUCAAUCCAUGAUUUGUUCACCAAGCUAUUCAGGCUUUGGUGCAUGUGGUCCCUCGUUUGCUGCCUCUGGCCUGGCAAUGCUGUUUCUCACGUCGGCUCAACUGAAGUGAGAAACAAACGAAUUACUUGAGGAAUUGAUUCGGUUCAGUACUUCACUGUAAAGAUUCGGUUCUUUUGAACGAAUCGUUCGCAAACGACUCAACACAAAGUCGCAGAAAUCUUUUUUAAUAUUUGAAAAUAUUUCAGAUCAAAAGCUUCAUUUUUUUAUUUCUUUAUUUUGAAAGAAAAAAAAACACUGGAAGUAAAUACAAGCGAAACAUCACAUUGAUGUUUAAUUUCUCCACCUCAAGCAUUUUCUAGCUGCAGUGUAGCUUGUGUGUUUGUGGGGCGGUAUUACGGAGGGACACCAGCAGCUCGUUACGUUUCACGUGAAAGAUCUCUCUCACCCCCUCUUACUUCCGCUCAGUCUUCUCUCCUUUGCAGGUACUGGCCGUUUUCCUCCAUCAAGUUUUCUUACUGAAAGGACACACAGUGAAAAUUGCCCCUCUCUCGUUUUUUAACUACUAUGGCCGGUAGCACAACCAAGACAGUGCAGGAUAUUUUUCAAAGCAUGGAGUACGGACCAGCAGCAGCCUCCAGCACCGCCUCUGCACAGGUGAGUUUUGACUUUCCAACUCUUCAGCCACAGAGGUUCAAGUGCACCAAGGGAUUUAAUAGAGUUUCAAGUUUUUACUCACUUGUCUUGGAUGUCCCCGGUUAAAAUAUGUAAACCAUGCGAAGAUCGUUUACUGAAGCCCACAUGGACAGCAUGUGACUACACUGUACGCUUACUGUUAACUUAGUUAUGAAACAUCAGGUCUGAAGUCAGAUGCUUGGAAAUAGUUUCUUAUUUCAUGAAAAUCUUCCCUAACAGUGUCUGGUAAUUGGAGUCACUUCAGUGUAUUAAUAUUUUAAUACACAUUUGAAACAAAGUGGGUGUUGCUUUUUGUAUUUUAUUGCUAAAAGGAUUCUGUAUUUUACCUCAGCCAUGAGGUAUCAUUGGUUUUAUCAUUGCUUUGUCCAAAAACAAAAUCAAGGUAAUCGUAGGGCAGAGCAAUAAAAACAUUUUUAGUUUGCUCUGAGUCCAUUUGCUGUCAGAUUUCGAAAGAAGACCAGCAUUGUACUUUGGUCUCCUUUCUGUAAAUAGUUGACACAGUUCAUCGGGCCUACAUGUCAUUGUCAGUCCUGCAGAAGUGGGCUCUCCCUGACCAAUUCAAAGUCAGCAAAUGUUUGAGUUUCUGUCACUUAAAGUGUCAGUGAGGCACAAACCUAUUCUUUGUUGUUUAGGGUAACAAGCUUGCUACCAAGUGUAUGGAGUUGAAAGCAUGAUGACCAGUUAUGUUUCAUUUUGUAACUUUCACAUUUAGUUUAUGAGGUGGAUGGUUGUAUGAAAUAUAUUAAAAUUCAACUUUAUUUGUAUGGCACUUUUCAGACAAAAAAUGUAGCUCAAAGUGCCUCACAGAGGCUAAAAACAACAUUUAAACAACAAUAAAACAUGACCCUCCCUCCCACACACCCACCCAUGGACCCACACAGACGCACACCCACCCUUGCUCACCCACACAUACACACACACACACAUGCACACACAGAGUGAGAAUAUAGGGUAUAUUGUUAAAGAGACAUGGCCUGGCACCAAGACAUUGUGUGAGGAAAGAGCUACCUUUAGGAAACGCUAGAGAUAAAAGAUAAAAAAAUUAAAUUAAAAAAUAAUAAAUAAAGUUUAAUAAAUGGAAAAAAAGAAAGACGAAAACCUGAUGGACUAAUAAAAUAAAAUAAAAUAAAAUGAACAAAUAAGAAAGAGCUCUUUACCAUAUAAAAUGGGUAAAAGAAGUAAAAACCUCAAAGGCUGGAGUUAAGGAAAAGACUAUGAACAGAGAUAAUUAAUAAGAGUACAUAAAAAAAACAUCAAGAACUGCAAUCAAAAUGAACAUUUGCAAGAGAAAAAAUUAUAAAAAUGCAAUUAGUGAAAAGCCUGGUUGAAAAGGUGAGUCUUGAGCCUCUUCUUAAAAACAUCAGCUGUCUCUGUGGCCCUGAGGCUCUCCGGCAGGCUGUUCCACAACCGGAGACAAUAGAAACUUGAAGCCGCCUCCCUGUGUGUUUUUGUUUUAACUUUGGGUAAGGUUAAAAGACCUGUGCCGGAGGACUUCAGGGUCCACAAAGGUUGGUAUGAUUAAAGUAAGUCAGAUAGAUAAGAGGGGCCAAGACCAUUAAUACAUCUAAAAACUAAUAAAAGAAUCUUAAAAUCAAUUCCUGAAACGAACAGGGGAGCCAAUGCAGCGAUGCUAAAACUGGCGUUAUAUGCGCUCGUCCUCUGGUCCUCAUCAGCACUCUUGCAUAUUGCAAAAUUACUAUCUUUGGUUGAUUUUUGGAUGUUACCAAAAAAACAAAAAUAGCAAAAAGAAAGGCCUCUCUGAAAGGGACUUCAUUUAUGAUGCAUGUGGAGCUGUUUUUAAUAUCUACAAAUUGAUAACUGAUCACUGCCUGUAUGACAAGAGCUAAGACAAAGUAGAGAAAGUUUUGGUUACUAUCUUUAAGACUUCCUCCUUUUUGACCAUCACUCCCUGCUCCCUCAGGCUUGGCUGGAUCAUCAUUCCCGUUCUCUGGGUCUGUUCAUCGAUGGCAAGUUCAUCCAUCCAGCAGGGAGACAAAGUCGUUCCCUGACUGAUUCGAAAGGUAAGAGCAGCUUGAAUUUAACGUUUAUAAAAAAACCCGGCACAGAUAACACUUAUCACCUUCAUCGUCGGCUUUCAAAAGAGGAGACUUACAUCUUCUUUCCCUCCAGGUGCAAAUGUGUGCAGCACAGUGUGCGUUGUGGACGAUGAUGUCUCUCAGUGUGCUUCCUCUUCUGUUGGCGGCUUCAAGACUUGGAGUGGACUGACUUGCUACCAGAGAGCCAAAUUGCUGCUCAAGUACGACAAAUUCACUUUUACUCAUUUUCAGCACUUCACUAGCAGUUACUCAUUUGUCUCUCCUGUGUGCUGUUAACAGGAUGGUCGGCACUCUGGGGCAGCAUGGUCAGUGUUGGUCAGAGCUGUGUGAAGCGUGUGGGGCUUCCUGCUCACCCUCCAACCUUGUCAGACUGCUGCAGUACUACAGCAGCUGGGCUCAACUCAGAGACACGCUCAUCACCAACUGGACUCCUCUCGGUGAGGUCAUGAUAAGAUGGUUGAAGAAAAAGCUUUUGAUUCAGUUUCUUCUUCUUUAAUACGUUGUUUGAGUGAAUUAAUUUUUUUUCUUGUUUUCUAGGUGUGGUGGCCGUAGUUGCCUCUGAUGACUGCUUUCUUUAUGCCCUUAUGCUCAAAGUCCUACCAGCACUGGCCAUGGGUAACUUAGACUGCGAAUAAACACUUAUCGAUUUAAAAGAAGUUUUAAAAAAGCUCUCUCAAGUAGAAUUCAAGCUGAGAAUUCAUAGGAAUCGUGAGUUGUAAUUAAAACUUUUUAUCUUCCAGGCAACUCCGUCAUCGUCGUCCCUGGUCAGAGCACAGCCCCUCCAAUGCUGCUGCUUGCACAGCUUUUUACAGCCGCUGGACUUCCUGCUGGGGCUCUUAACGUUGUAACAGGAGGAGAUGUAACAUUUGGUGCUAAAGUGGCCCAGAACCCCAGCAUCAAUCACAUCACCUACAGCGGCAACAAGCAGGUGAAAGUCACAUCUCAGAACCCCCCAUCCUUUCAUCUUUCAAAGAGCUUUUUUCAUUUGUUUGUCUUCUCUUUCAGGAUGGGGUGACACUGAGUAAGGCCACAGCUGGAAUGGGUGUCCUGGUCUCCUUUUCUCCUUUUAUUGGUGCUACAUGUCCCUUUAUCAUCUUCGAGUCCGCUGACAUUGACAGCGCAGUGGAUGGAGUGAUCGAAACAGCCUUUAAGAAGAAGAAAGAGGUGAUGAGCACAGAUUAGUAUCCACAGCAGGACAAUAGUGGGUCUCGCAUAACCCUUUUUAGACCACCACAUGUUCUCAAUAGUCCUCUUCUCUCCUUCAGGUCCACUGGGUUCUGUGUGUGCAGGAGAGUGUGCUGGACAGUGUUGUGGCCCGUCUCAGGCUGCGUAUGUCAGGGCUGAAGUGUGUGGGCCUGAACAGUGAUGAAGAAAGGGUGCAAGUGGAUGCUGUAGUACAAGAAGCUCAGCAGCAGGGAGCCACGGUUGGUCAAAAACAAAAAGAAAGAAAUUCAAGAUGCAGUGGCUUUUAAAAUGAAUGACUGAGCCAGAUAACUAGCUUGAAAACUGAAAUGAAUAAAUAGUCAAAUUAGUGUCGAGAUAAGAAAGUUCCAGACCAAGAAGACCUGUUAAUUUUCUCUCUUUGCUCCCCAGUUGGUUCAGCCCUGUGUGGCCCCAUCAUCAGGUGCUCAGUACCCCCCUACAGUGCUUUGCGGGGUGGCCCCUUCCUCUCCGUCUGUUGUCAAUCUCUCCAGUGGACCUCUGCUGCCUCUCAUGACUUUUAGAAGCAACACAGAAGCAGUGACUUUGGGUAAGGAGGCCUCUGUGGAUGCAGAAGUGUGACUGAAGAUGAAUGUAUGUGCCUUGAUUUGAUGAACGGGAUUUGCAUGUGAAGCUGGGAAGAUAUUUCUAUUUAAACAACUGGAUUAAAUAUUAAGUCAAUUUUCCGAUACAGGUAAUCAUAGUCCUGAUGGGAGGGCAGCCUCUAUCUGGACUGAAGACCUCACGCUAGCUCUUGAGACUGCUAAAAGGUACGCAUAGUCAUAUCUUACGCAAAGCCUAUACUUACAGUUAUCCAUACGUUGCAAGAAUCUGUUAAUAUUCUUUGACAAUAAAACUCUGCAAAUGGUCAAUGUGGAAAAGAAAAAAUUAUACAUUUCAAAAUGAGUGUUGUGUUCAUUCAUUUAUACUCCUCUUGACUGAUGUUUUCAUCUUCCUCUUUCCUCAGUCUGGCAGUCGGCUCAGUUUGGGUGAAUUCCCACUCUGUAUCUGACCCCUGUCUGCCCGUGUCCGGCCACAAAGACAGCGGUACCUGCACUGAUGGAGGACGGGAAGUAGGUUACAGUAGUUCAUACACAUUGACAAUACUUGAGAGUAUCAUACCACACAUUCUCACAUUCUCAGUAGAAAGGAAAUGACUGAUAAUUAGGUCAGUACUUAAACAUGGCAGCAUUAUCCAUCAUCUACAUAUUAAUGUCCUUGUUGCUCACCUUGUUAUGUCAUUGAAAUGGGCAGUACGCCUGGCACUGUAGCGAUCAAACACGGGAGAUAUCCAUUUAACUCCUACUCAGAUGAGUUCUCUGCUCCUUGCCAGGGUCUCUACCAGUUUCUACGCCCGUGCUCUUCCUCUUCUCCUCUACCUCGCUCCUCCCCUGUAUCUAUGGACUAUUCCAAGUUUGGAACAGCAACAUCUCCAGCUGUUAUUCCUGAUGAUCUGGAUGCUGCCAGGUGGGUUAAAAAGCUCUCCUCACUUUGAGUCAUGUUUGCUGAUUAUCAGCUAAUCAAAGUAUUUUUUUUCUAUAUUUGAUUGACAGCAUCGUACAUAACAAGUCAUGCAGGCCUAACAAGAUUAUUCUCAUGUCACAUGCAUCAUUAUUUCCUUCCUCCUUAGCGCUCCAAAGCCUUACCUACAGUUUAUUGGCGGUAAAGCGUGUAAAUCAGUGUCUGGCUGCAGUGUAGCUGUUCAGUCACCAGAGGGCGGCAGCGUGUUGGCGUAUUGUCCAGAGGGAGGCCGAAAAGACGUCCGUAAUGCUGUGGAGGCUGCAGUCAAAGUCCACUCUGGGUAAGAGUGAUGCAACACAAACAAACACAUACAAAAACAAAUGCUUGGUGUAUUUUUAUCAUCAUGAUUUGUGUUUUUACAAUUGAAAACCCUCAAAAGAAAAAAUUGGAAUCCAGAAUUAGCGAUCGUGAUAUAACAUCAUAGCUAACGAUACAAUAACAAUAUAAAGGAACUAGUUAUGACGAUAAUAAAAAAUAUGUUUUUAAUAAAUUUUGUGCAGCUGUUAACUAUUUUUUAGUAAAGCAGUUAUUAAGUAACUUGGUAGUAAAUAAGUAACAGAUGUUGUGAUUGUGAUUCAGACUUUUGAAAAAAGCAUUAAGCUGCUGUAAUGAGCAGUUUUUGGGACCUGUGCUUUACUCAGCAGCUGUCCUCUGAGCAUGUAAUUACAUGCAUCUUCAGCCCAUGACCACAUCUCCACACCUGUGCAAGGCAUCAGUCAUUUUCACAGACUAUAAUCUGACCUGUUAAACAUGGUUUUAUCUUAGCUGUAUUUGAAAACUAUAAAGUACAAAACUGUUUAUUGGGAAAAGGAUGAAACCUAAAUAUCAAUGUCAAUAUUUGGUCAUUCAGUUUGGAGUUGCAUGAGGUAAGAGCCAGUUUGGACAUAAUGCCAGAGUACACACCGGACAAGUCACGAGUCAAUCACAGGGCUUUUGGUGACCACAUGAUAGAAAAUGUCCUUGCAAAGGUUUAUUCACCCCAACAUUCCCAAGUUGAUCUUCAACCUGUGGGCACACUGGUCUUGUAAUGAGCAUUUUGACUCUCCAUAACACUGAACAUAAAACCUGUGUCCUCUGUAAAUUCUAAUCAUAAAGUAAUACCUCACAGGAGGAAAAAUGGCCUCUAUAAAAGACAGAUGUUCAGACUUGACACUCUAAAUCCAGAACACAUAUUAAGUUGUUUCACAACCUGUUGUGGCUGUGUGCGUUUAUUGUCAGUCAAAGUUCAACUUGACUAUCAGAGCUCAUAAAAAAACAGUCUGCUGAGUCAUGCACACUAAACAAACAGGGUAAUCUAAAGGAACUUGAAAUUCAAUAAACACAUAGCCUAUCUCUCUAAUAUGAAAACUUAAAGGUACAGUGCACCAUCAUUGGAGUGUUUGUAUGUUUUUGUUGACAAGUAUAUCUGUGUGUGUGUUCAGUCCCGUUCUUGUGCAAAUGAAAUAUCCUUUCACAUCCUUUCCCCUUUUUUAGUUGGAUGAAAAAGAGUCCAGCCGCACGCGCUCAGUCGCUCCACUCUCUAGCUAAAGGCCUGGAGGCGAAGAGGCGGGACAUCGCUAACUUAGUCCAUGUCCAGACUGGUCUCUCAGUGGACGAGGCAGAGAAGGAAGUGGAGCUAAGCAUCAACAAACUCAGUGAUUGGGCGGCUUACUGCGAUAAAAUCCAAGGAGGUGCUCUGGUGAGGCAAUUCACAUGUAGCACAAAUUGAAUGUAAGAAUAUAAUUAACAUAAUAUAAUUGAAUUUUCUGAAACUUAUUUUGCAUCUUGCCUUGUUCUGGUACCCUCAGCCGAUGCCACAGUCCGGCUCUGCUCUCUCUUAUGCUGAAGCCCUGGGAGUGGUUGGGGUUGUCCUUCCUGACAAGAAUCCCCUCCUCUCUAUGGUAACAGUUCUUGGGGCAACCAUUGCCACUGGAAACGCUGUUAUUCUGGUCCCCAGUCAGAGGUUUCCACUCCCUGCCUUGGCAUUCAUUCAGGUCAGUUUUAAAAAGUUAAAGUUACUCAAGAUGGCCAAGGUUAGAUGGAAAAGUUACUGUUUUAGUGAAAUUAGGUGAUCGAGUUUAGUUUAAUUUUAUGUUAUUUUAGUUUUAUUUGCACACAUCUUUUUUUUACAUUCAGGAUUUGAUUUAUUUAGUAGGGUUGAGGUAAUGGGGUAGAUGUUAAUUCGCCUAAGAAGCAGUAGAAUGGGCAGCAGUGAUCAGGAUUUAGCCCGGGUGAUGCUCCAGACACUUUCAAAGCCAAAAUGAAGAAUGGGAGAAAAUGUUAUUCAAGCUGUUUAUGCUGGAGAAAGCGGAAAUGUUCAGGAGAAAAGUAAGAAAGAGGUUUUCAGAUGAACAACAGUGUUCCUCCUUCUCUUCCUCCUUUCCAGGUGCUCCAAGCUUCAGACCUGCCGGCAGGUUUGGUAAAUGUCAUAACUGGAAAUCGAGACCAACUGACAGUAGCUUUGGCCAAUCACAGCGUCCUAAAGGCCAUCUGGUACUGGGGCAGCAUGGAGGUGAGGUCCUAAAACUAACAAAGACCUGAUAGCAGGGUUUUCUUAAGUCCUUGCUCUUUACACUAUAAACAACUUAAAGAAACACUGAGCUCAUAUGACAAUGUUUACGCUUAAUUUCUGAUUUUCUGCUCCAGGGCUGUCAGUACCUCCAGUACACCUGCACCAGCCCCCUGAAAACCUUGUGCCUCUUCAGCCAAAAUGUUGAAGAUGAAGAUGGAGGAAAGGAAUGGUGUCAUCCUGUAGUCAUGGAGGAUAUGUGGAGAAAUGCUGUCCAGUGGAAAAGUGUCUGGAUUCCUACAGCCUAAGAAGACAGAAGGAGGGAAUCUUCACAAACAUGAAGAUAGUUGUAUUAUUGGCUUUAACAGUGAAGCCGUGACCUGUCGGAUACAUUUUAAAAGAAAUAAGACAAUGGUAGAACUGCCUUAAACUAACACAUCACCACCCUCCUUAAUUACUACUGCUACACUGUUGAGCUAACAGCACUUAACAAAGCCAUGACUUCACUUUAGUAGCACUGUGUUCAAGCUUUCAUUUAGCAGGGAAAUAGUACAGUGCAGGUGUGCACUUUUUUGUAAAUUUGUAAGGCAAUGUUUAAUUUAGUUAACCCAGCACGCUAUCGAUUAGUCUUGAGAUGCAAAACGUUUUUGUUUUUUUUCAUCAGGGUUAUUGGGCGAAGAGUUCCUGUAUGUGGGUUCUAAGUGUUAUUCUCCUGUAAAUUGUUGGCAGUUGUCCCUCAAUGCUGUGACCAAUCCUUUGAACCAGUUAUUAACCAUUCCUAACAAACUCUAAAAAAAGAGGACUAUCUUCAACUAAAUCAAAGAAAAUGAGCUAGCAUAACUGUUACAGCCUUGGAAAUGUAAAAAAUAAAAUACAGCUGUACAAUUUACACACAUAUUUGAUCACAUUUAAUGCUAUUGACAUUUGCUAUAUUUGAUAGCAUUUACAGGGUCUCAUUAUCCUGAAGCCCCAUUCAUAGACAAGCAUGCGACCUUAAAACCAAUUAAGACUUUCUUUUGACUUUAAAACCAAGAUAAAUAAACCGAAUAAAUAAUUUGAGGCUCUCUACAAAAGGAUUAGAGUGCUUUUAGAAAUCAAAAGAAGAAGAAAAUACCUUCAUUGGUUUAACCAGGAUCAGGAUUAUUCCACUUUCACAGAGAGUGAUGAGAGAGUAUGAGCGAGGAAACCAAAAGAUGCAGUAAUAGAGAAAACAAACAAGAAUAUACAACAAUUUUGUGGCAAGACAAACUCAUGUUCUCAGGAACAUAAAAAGAAACAAAGAAAAGGAAUGAGAUUUGACAUUUUUUAAUCAAACUUAAAUAGGACUGCUUUUGAGUGUAUUAGGUUUUGCAAGUACUGGGACCAAUGCAUAAAUGGUUAACAUCCACAAGAGGGAAGUUUUCAAUAUAAAUAUAUAUUUUUAACUAACAUUUUCUAUUGAUCAUGCUGUGUUUUCUCUUCAAUCCUAAGCACGACCUUCUACCUCUAUCAAGCUCUUUUUCUCGACUUAAAGUUUUGUCUUUCCGGGCAGAUUUGCAUCAGCAGAGCCUGAAUCAAAAAGUACUCUUGAUGCUUCUGUGAACAGCUUGGACGUCGUCUGCCUUUGAGUUCUGUCUGUGAUCGAACAGAAGUUGAUCAAUCGUGUGUUUACUCAAUCUCAACACAUGUAUGUUCUGUACUUUGUGUCCCAGGUAAAGACGCGUUGGCUCCUCACUGUUAAAUAAAAAAAAAAAUAGGAAUAAAACUAUGUAUACAGUUGAA